AGAUUUGAGGGUCGAGGAAACGUGUGUAGAUGAGUAUUGCGUGCGCCGUUCCAUUCGAUCAGUCUCGACCCCCGCGGGGAUAAGAAGAAAUCGUGUUGUCGCUAUCCUCGCUAUUUUCAUUUCUACGGCCUUCCUUAUGGGGGAACUGGGGAGUCGUAACGACCUGCGAGUGUCGGUGACUGAUGAUUGAUUACCGGUGAGACUUACUCCCUUGGCGACAAAUACCAACCGCUCUCGCAGUCUCUCUCUACACUCUUCAAGAACGCCUCUCUCUCUCUCUCGUUUUGCCGCAAUUUCCUUUUCCAAUGGCCGUGUAAGAGUAUUUGUUCUUCAAUUUCUCUUGCUUAUUUCGGAUUUCUCUUUGCCUUUUCAAUUUCUCUUCUUUUUGGUUCGGAUCUGCUCCUUGUCUCCCCAUAGAAAGGUUUUGGGUGUUGAGGAGGCUCACGGUUCUUGCUUAAAGUUUUGUUUGUUCAUGGGGAAUUGUAGUGAUUUCCUACCAUGGCUUGGAACUGACGUGUCGAUGCAGAUUCUCACGAAGUUAGAUGACCCAGCUGAUCUGGUCCGUGCUAGUGCUGUAUCCCGUUCUUGGCGCGAAUUUGUGAUUACAAACGGUUUCUGCAAGAACCUAUGCUUAAGAAUGUUUUCAGAAAUAUCUAUGGUUGCAGACGUUAUGGAAUUAAACAAUGGGACAGACGAAGUUGGAUCGAACAGUUCUUUGGAGUGGGGAAGUCUGAAGAGGGAUUAUCGUGUUUAUGCUCUUUUAGCUCACAGCUUCACUUCUUUUAGGAGAAAAGAUUGCAUUUUAGAGGCCAUUAGUGCGUCCAGUACUGAUAAUUAUCCUGAAGAAAGUAUUGACAACACCUUGGAACCAGAUGAUCGCACUGAGGAGAGGGCUUCAUACUGGUCAAGCGAAGGAGAAGGAAAUCCUGCAGUGCCUGAGACACUAACUUACAGAUUGGUGUCUGGGUUGUGUGUUAUAACUGAAAUUAGCAUACAACCAUUCCAAGCAUUUUUUCAGUUUGGUUGCCCUAUAUAUUCGGCCAAGGCUGUGCGAUUUAGAAUGGGCUAUCUCAUGGAACCACUGGAAUCAGGGAGUGAUCGCAUGGAUGAGCCUUCAGCAAGUCACAGAUACAUUGAAGACAACUUCAUAUCAACAUAUGUUUCGCCAGAGUUCCCUAUGGCCCAGGAAAAUAGUUUGCAGAAGUUCAAGCUACCAGAGCCUGUUCUUUGUAUUGGUGGAGUUCUGCAGGUUGAGCUAUUAGGUAGGGUCCAGAGACAAGAAAUGGAUGGCUUAUUCUAUAUAUGUGUGUCCCAUGUUAAAGUUGUUGGUCGCCCACUCUCGCCUACGUUUGAAGUUACAUUCCUUGAUCGCCCUGGAAAGACUGGAAAUUGCAUACUGAAGUAUAACCCCAAUGUUGAGCGUAGCAUGUCUCCUGCAAGAUCAUCUGAGGUUGAGUCUAGUUUGCCCUCUCGCUUGCGGGUCUUUAGGUUAAUGCAGAGAGGUGUGAGGGGUUGGGAGCAAAUGAUUAUCAACGCGUUGGUGGGGAAUGUAGCUUUUGAUGGAGAUUAUGGAUCAGAUGAUGAGCUGGGGAUUGUAGCUGACGAUGGUGAUUAUGAAUCGGAUGAAGAGCUGGUUGAAUAGACCUGUUAUUUGUAUUAGCUAUUGCCAGAUUCUGCUUGGUGGAUCUGGACUAUAUAGUCCUUCUGGAACUACUCCCUGUAAUAUUAUAGGAAGAUGCUCGUUUUCCAUUGUGGAAGAAGCUAUUAUUGGCCACUCAUCUUUUCCCUUAGAACGGGUUCUGGCUCCUGACUAGCACGUUGGAAGCUUGGAAUGCCCAUUCUAGAUGCUGUGUAGCUUUAUUGACAGAAAAUGAGUGAGAAGGAAGACACUUUUUUUGAAACUGAAAUGGUUGUUAUUGAUUACCUUGUAAUUGUGGUUUUUCUUCUCAUCUGAGAUAAUCCUUUGGUUCCUUACUAAUCAUAUGAAGGUAAUCCUUUGGUAAUUUCUUAAAA
Molecule: messenger RNA, 2013 nt
Organism: Macadamia integrifolia
Lineage: Eukaryota; Viridiplantae; Streptophyta; Magnoliopsida; Proteales; Proteaceae
Product: F-box protein At4g00755-like
Exons: 6
Coding region: 473-1642 (389 amino acids)
Molecular function (GO): protein binding
Source: RefSeq, a predicted model, not a curated record